Molecule: messenger RNA, 847 nt
Organism: Homarus americanus (American lobster)
Lineage: Eukaryota; Metazoa; Arthropoda; Malacostraca; Decapoda; Nephropidae
Gene: RpS6
Product: 40S ribosomal protein S6-like
Exons: 5
Coding region: 81-821 (246 amino acids)
Biological process (GO): translation
Cellular component (GO): ribosome
Molecular function (GO): structural constituent of ribosome
Source: RefSeq, a predicted model, not a curated record
AAAGGUGUGUGGCCACAGUCUCGGGCUUUGCGAGAUCCUUUCCCGUGUGUCUCGUGGUGUGGAGGAGGCAGCCCGGCGACAUGAAGUUAAACGUGUCGUUCCCCGCAACGGGGUGUCAAAAACUGUUUGAGUUUGAUGAUGAGAAGAAAGUACGCAUCUUCAAUGAAAAACGUAUGGGCCAGGAGGUGGAGGCAGACACCCUCGGUGAUGAAUGGAAGGGUUACGUGAUGCGCAUUGCUGGUGGCAAUGACAAGCAGGGCUUUCCCAUGAAACAGGGUGUCCUCACAAACAAUCGUGUCCGUCUCUUGUUGUCCAAGGGUCACUCCUGCUACCGUCCCCGCAGAACUGGUGAGCGCAAGAGGAAGUCAGUCCGUGGUUGCAUCGUGGACUCCAACCUCUCUGUACUUGCUCUGGUUAUUGUCAAGAAGGGUGAAGGGGAAAUUCCAGGGCUGACUGACGGCUCUGUCCCUCGUCGUCUUGGGCCCAAGCGUGCAUCCAAGAUCAGGAAGCUGUUCAACUUGAGCAAGCAGGAUGAUGUGCGUCAGUAUGUGAUCAAGCGCCCUCUUUCUGGCAAGGAAGGCAAGAAGGCCAAGACAAAGGCCCCCAAGAUCCAGAGGCUCAUCACUCCAGUUGUACUCCAGCGUAAAAGACAUAAGAAGGCCCUUAAGCGUCAACGUGCUGUCAAAAAUAAGGAAGAGAAGGCUGAUUAUGCAAAACUUUUGGCUGUGCGACAGAAGGAAGCUAAGGAAAAGAGGCAAGAAGAGAUCCGUCGCCGGCGCUCUUCUAUGCGUGACUCUAAGUCCUCUGAAAAAUCUAAAUAAGCCAAUAAAGCCCUAUGUUUAGAUUA